Molecule: messenger RNA, 558 nt
Organism: Lates calcarifer (barramundi perch)
Lineage: Eukaryota; Metazoa; Chordata; Actinopteri; Centropomidae
Gene: guca1d
Product: guanylate cyclase activator 1d
Exons: 4
Coding region: 1-558 (185 amino acids)
Molecular function (GO): calcium ion binding; calcium sensitive guanylate cyclase activator activity
Source: RefSeq, a predicted model, not a curated record
AUGGGGAACCACGGCUCGAACCUGGACGAGAUCCUGGCGGAGGACAUGCACCAUUGGUACAACAAGUUCAUGCGGGAGUCUCCGUCGGGCCUGAUCACGCUGUUUGAGCUGAAGGCCAUCCUCAACCUGAAGGGUAUGAACGAGAACGCCAACAGCUACGUGGACCAGGUCUUCUUCACCUUCGACAUGGACGGGGACGGUUACAUUGACUUUGUGGAGUACAUUGCAGCCAUCAGCCUGAUGCUGAAAGGAGAGAUCAACCAGAAACUAAAGUGGUACUUCAAACUGUUCGACCAGGACGGCAACGGAAAGAUCGACAAGGAAGAACUGGAGACCAUCUUCUCGGCCAUCCAGGACAUCACACGAAACAGAGACAUUGACCCAGAGGAGAUCGUCUCACUCAUAUUUGAGAGGAUCGAUGUUAAAGGAGAAGGUGAGCUGACCCUUGAGGAGUUCAUCGAGGGAGCCAAAGACCACGAGGACAUCAUGGACAUGCUGAAGAACCUGAUGGACCUGACGCCGGUGUUAGUCAUCAUCGUGGAGGGCCGGACGGGAUGA